Molecule: messenger RNA, 1955 nt
Organism: Pygoscelis adeliae (Adelie penguin)
Lineage: Eukaryota; Metazoa; Chordata; Aves; Sphenisciformes; Spheniscidae
Gene: LYSMD3
Product: LysM, putative peptidoglycan-binding, domain containing 3
Exons: 2
Coding region: 1-675 (224 amino acids)
Biological process (GO): Golgi organization
Cellular component (GO): Golgi apparatus
Source: RefSeq, a predicted model, not a curated record
AUGUUGUACCAUGAGGAGCUCUCUGCCCGCAAGCCCCAAGCGUUCCCUUCUGGUGCUCAGACCUCGGUUGCAGAUAUCAAGAGAGUUAACAAUCUUAUCAAUGAUCAAGAUUUUUUUGCCCUGAGGUCUAUCAGAAUUCCAGUGAAAAAGUUCAGUGUACUGACCGAAACACAUGUCUCUCCAAAAGGAAGACCAGUCCUUCGGCCUGCUCACUGUUCCCCAGAAGUGCAGGAAACGUCACCUUCUGAUAAAUUCUCUGCUAAUGAGACUGCUGGCAACUUCUUAAAAGAAGUGGAUCGAGAUAUAGAAGAAAUAGUGAAGUGUAACGAUACAAAGAGAGAGAAUCUUAAUGAAGUUGUUUCUGCCUUAGCAGCCCAACAGAUAUGUUUUGAAACCGAUGGUAAAACUAAAAAAUGCAAGGAUCCUUACUAUGGAGCAGAUUGGGGUAUAGGAUGGUGGACAGCUGUAGUGAUUAUGUUGAUAAUUGGCAUAGUAACUCCAGUUUUUUAUCUCCUGUAUUACGAAGUUCUAGUGAAAGCAGAUGUCAGUCACCAUUCUACAAUGGAAUCUUCCCAUUUGUUUGUCACAGCAGCAUCGCAUCAGAAACAAAUAGAAAACGGAAUAAAUCCAGCGAAUAUUAUAAAUGUUGAUAAUCAAGGAGAUCUUCAGCCUUAACAACGGAAAACCCCAGGCAACUGUUAUUCAUAGACACGUAACAUAGCAUUAGAUAAAGGGGAAACCAUAGAAUGCCAAAUGCAUAUGGGACGCAGAGAAAAUGAGUGCUGAUGUGUGACUUGCCUUCACGGGCAGUGUUCCAGUUCAAGGGUAUUUCUGUGGAUCAUGUAAUUUCUGAAUAUGCCUGAGACAGGUGAUUUUAAUGCAAGAUUGGGAUAUAAAUUAAGGUAUAAAGUUGUCUCUGAAGCUUUGCACUUUUUUCUAUUUUGAUAGGCAUGUGUUUUUUAAUUAAUAAUGAGGUGAAAAAAUGUAGUUUGAACUAACACAUGAGGAGUCUCACUGUAUGUUUUACAGCCCUAAAACGGGCAUUUGGGGAUAUCUAACUUUUAAACAUCUUAAAGUAUUUAUAGAAUGCAUAGUACACUUGACAUUUUAAUACCAGGUUUACAAUUGUCAGUUAAAACUGCGUUCUUAUAAUUUUAUCUUUCUUAUAGAGUAAGAUUUUUUUUUUAAAACCCAAUCAUUCCAUAAUUAAUUGCCACUAUGAAGUUCUUUUUCACAAGUGACUUUUAUAGAGGUAGUACUUAAGCUGGAAUCUUCAAAUCUUGUGCCCGUGGUCAACCGAUUCUUUAGUGCUUUUCAGUACAGGCAGUAGGAUAAUUUGUUUUCUAUGCGUGCGACACUGUGCCUCAACACAGUCCAGGUGAGAGAGUCAUGCUGAAACUUCACAUCCCUCUGUGGUAUCCUACUGAAAACUGACUGGACUGCACUUCUCCUCUGGUCAGCUGUGUAUAGAACGAAAGAAGUGCAGAUGUGGGGCACCUUACUGUGACUGCUUCAGCAGUUUAUUUUAUGCUAAUGGCUUUUUUUUGUCCCCCCUCCAGUUAAUCUCAGUUCAGGACCAACUGAUUCUUUGGACAGCAGUCACGUGGGUACUGAGUAUGCUAAUGGUCGUGUGCCCAUGAACCUCAAACACUAACUUUUUCCUGAAAUCUCCUAGAAAACUUAAAUGAGAUUUAAUGGCUGCUAGCAAGAAACUUAAAUUGCAGCAGAAUAGAGCAGUUGCAGCUUCAGACUUGUUCUUUAUGUAGCAGUGUAUUCAUCAACCACUCUGUUCUUCAAUGUUUUACUUGUGGUUUCAUGAACAACCUUGUUUUUCUCCUCUCUUCUUCCCUAUCUGAAAAUUCUACAAGAUAAACAAAAAAAAUCCCGGACUCUUCCUACAGAAAGGAGGUACUUGUGUACUCAGAAUAUUUUUAAAUAAAAACUGAGAUGCUGCC